This is a messenger RNA of Mycena citricolor, 1974 nucleotides long. The record is from the annotation of a GenBank genome assembly. NCBI's taxonomy places the organism in Eukaryota, Fungi, Basidiomycota, Agaricomycetes, Agaricales, Mycenaceae.
AUGUGGCCUCUCCCAACUUGGGAGAACCAGAUAUUCCACAUUCUGUCACCUGGAAUAUGGAAUCAGGAUUUGAGGGACAAAAAUCCAACCAAGGACAGAGCAAAGCAAGGCCCUAAGGAGAAGAAGAGUCAGACCAGCGCUCAGCUUGUAAAAGAUGACAUGCACAAAGAUCUGACAUGGUCAGACUGGGUCCAAGUCUUUGAUUACAUGAACAAGUCGCCAGGCGCUUUCAAAGAAGCUCAAAAGAAGGAUCAGAUCCGGGUGAGUGUAGCCAAUUCUUCUACUGUCGGUUCUCAGAAGCGCGCCAGAGUUGUGACUUGUCCUGAGGUUGACAAAGCUUUGAGUGUGUGGAUGUACAACAAGGAGGAGAAGAGAAACAUGGUGACUGGCACAAUCCUUGUGGUGAAAAGGAAGUGUCUUGAAGAGUUGAUGGGCAUUCCUGAGGAGCAGUGUUUGACAGGGAAUAGCUGGCUUGAGUCCUUCAAAAAAGUCAAUGAUUUGCAUGAAUGCAAGCGGUAUGGCAAGGCUGGGUCAGUGGAUCUGAAAGCCGUAGAAGAGGAGAGGAAAUGCAUGUGCAGGAUCAUGGUAGAGUACGCUCCCAAAGACAGAUGGAACACUGAUGAAACCAGUUUCUUCCCAUCUGCUCCUCCCAACUGCUCACUUUGCUCUGCACCUAUGCCCAGUCAAAAACAAGACAAAUUCUGUUUGUCUGUGCUUGUUGCCUACAAUGCUACAGGCACAGAGAAGGAGCAACUCAUGUUCAUUGGGAAGUCAGCAAGGCCAUGUUGUUUCAAGAGAAAAGAUCCUGCCCGUAUGCGUCCGCCUCUCUACUAUCAAGCAAACCAGAAGGCAUGGAUGACAGGAUUGCUGUUUGAUAAAUGGCUUGGGAAGCUAGAUCAGAAGAUGCAUUGCCAGCACCUUCAUAUUGUGUUGUUGCUCAAUAACGUCUCUGGGCAUCACAACAUCUCUUAUAAGCCCAGGAAUAUCCAUCUCACAUACUUCAAGCCAAAUCUGACCUUGUUUGUCCAACCCUGUGAUGUGGGGAUUAUCCGAUGCAUCAAAGCUCAUUACAGAAAGAAGCAGGCUGUCUGGGCAUUGGACCACUAUGAGGAUGGAGUGGAGGCACCAUUCAAAAUCAACAUUCAGAGUGCUAUGAGGAUGCUUACCAAGGCAUGGGAUGAGGUGUCCCAGUCAACAAUUGCAAACUGCUGGAAAAAUUCUCAGAUCUGCCCAAAGGACACUGAUGAAUGGGAGGAAAUCUUUUUGGAUGCAGACAUAACAGAUGGUGUGGACUCCAAGACCCAAGAGCCAAUCUAUAAGGACUGUGAUGUCCAGAUGACCAUGCCAAACAGCAAGGACAUCCCAGUUUUGCACAAUGCAACAGAUCAAAAGGGCUGGGCCGUCAUUCUUGAGUUUGCCACAAUGCAGAUGUCUUUGCCAACAGCCAAAAGAUGCUUGCUCUCUCUCUACGGGCCUACGUACUGUGAUGAGGACUGGCGACCAGCUCUUCUUGCAGUGAUGAAUGCAGAGAGAGACUGUAUGGCAGCAGAAGAAGCAGUGCAAGGAUUGAUGCAAACAUGCUGCCUUUGUGGACUCUGUGUCCCAAUCUCCAACAUCUUGUUGCUGGUCAUUGAGCAAGAGGACGCUGACACUGUGUUCCUGCGCGUUGACAAUGGAGAUAAUGGUUUGUGUCAGAUCGUUGCCCAUGUCCGUCAGCCAGAGAUCAUUGAUCUUGACAACAACAACAAUGAUGCAGGUGAUGGAUUUGAGGAAUUCAAGUUCAAGUGCCAGGACGCAAUGGCUGCAAUUGAUCUGCUUCAAAAGGUGGCCCAAAACCAACCGGAUCUCAACAUAUUGAUGGCAUUGGACACACAUUUGAGGAAGUUGAAGGGUGCGCUAAACCUUGAGGCCAAAGAAAGCAAGACCCAGACAGCUCUCAAGGACCUUUCCCCCAGAAAUCAUUGUAGCCACUAG